Rattus norvegicus (Norway rat) is the source of this 7275-nucleotide messenger RNA. RefSeq names its product DLG associated protein 1 (gene Dlgap1). Gene Ontology annotation, biological process: signaling; maintenance of postsynaptic density structure. Gene Ontology annotation, cellular component: synapse; plasma membrane; postsynaptic density. The record is from RefSeq and is a predicted model, not a curated record. NCBI's taxonomy places the organism in Eukaryota, Metazoa, Chordata, Mammalia, Rodentia, Muridae.
UGGCGUCCGCUCCCGGGAAGGCGCGGACGUACUUGCCAACGGAGGCUGAGCGGGCGCGAGCGCACCCACCGGGAGUCGCCAGCGCCUCCCCGCGGCCCGGGACGCCCGUGCCUUGGCCGGGACCAAGGCCAGCGUCCACUCCGUAGCAGCCAGAGCGGGUGGGAGCGCUUGGCUUCUGGCCACGGCCGCCGCCCGCCCGCCGGCUUUGGUGGUUGGGCGGAGGAAGCGCGGGACUCCUCCUCCCCGCCGUAUUAACAUGUACUCAGGGGCGGGUGACCAGCCCAGCCUCGCCGCCCCUGCCCGCCGCGUCCCGGCGCUCAGCCUCCGCGCCAGAGGCGAGCGCUGCGCUCAGGGCGCCGCAAACCCGAGGACGCGGCCUCGCAGCCACCUUCGGCCGGCGGGGAGCGGCAGGACCCGCGGUGCGAGCGGUCGCAGCCACCUCGGCGCCUGCCUGGGCUCCUUCCCUUCACCUCGCUGAGAGGCGUCCGGGACUGCGGAGCCACCGCUCUGCUCCUCGCUCCGAGGCUCGAGGGACGGACUGACAGACGGACGGACGUAGCCAGCGAGGGACGGACUGCGGGCAGCGAAAACUGUGGGUUGUACUAUUGGGCCACUUCCAGUGACUGCUGCUCAAACCUUUUUCUGGGACAUUUUCUUCGAAAGACCAGCACACCAGAUAGAAUCCCAGAUUAAUGAAGGUCUUCCAGAAGGGACUACAUUAGUCUCACCGGACUGGUAAAAUACAGGGCAUGCUGGCUUCCUUCUAGGAUUCUCCCUAUCUCUGCUAAUUCUGCUGAGGUGAUUGAAAAUAUUCCAUGAGGAAAACAUAUCAAAGAGCCAUUGAACAUCACAUACCAAGAGUGACAUCUGGUUAACGCCAUCAAGGACAGCAACAAUCUGAAGUCGGGGUCUCCUGUGUUGGAAGCUCGGAAAAAUAAAAACCCAGAGAGUGAGCGUCAAAGGUUACAUCUGCUCUGGGGUUUGCUGAAUGUCACCUGAAGGCCCCUGUGUCUGCUUCAGAGUGCUGCUGUUGAAUGACAAAGACGCUAAGAACAGUCUUUGCCCAAGACGGGUCUGGAACUUAACGGGGUUCCCAUGACCCCUGUGAUUGCUUCCAGUCAGCAAUGAAAGGGUUAUCGGGUAGCCGCAGCCACCACCAUGGGAUCACCUGUGAGUCGGCCUGUGACUCCUUGUCACACCAUUCAGACCACAAGCCGUACCUGCUGAGCCCGGUAGACCACCACCCUGCGGACCAUCCCUACUACACCCAGCGGAAUUCUUUCCAGGCCGAGUGUGUGGGGCCCUUCAGCGACCCUCUGGCCAGCAGCACCUUCCCGCGCAGGCACUACACCUCUCAGCAGGAGCUGAAGGACGAGAGUGCCCUGGUGCCGCGCACACUGGCCACCAAGGCGAAUCGCCUCCCCACCAACCUGCUGGAUCAGUUUGAGAGGCAGCUGCCCCUCAGCCGAGAUGGCUAUCACACGCUACAGUACAAGCGCACCGCUGUGGAGCAUCGCAGCGAUAGCCCCGGCCGCAUCCGGCACCUGGUCCACUCGGUCCAGAAGCUCUUCACCAAGUCUCAUUCCCUGGAGGGGCCAUCCAAAGGCGGCGUCAAUGGGGGCAAGGCCAGCCCUGACGGGUCGCAAACUGUGAGAUAUGGCAAGCGCAGCAAGAGCAAGGAGAGACGGUCAGAGCCCAAGGCUAGAUCCAAUGCCUCUAACGCCUCCCCGACCUCUCCCAGCUGGUGGAGCUCGGAUGACAACCUGGAUGGGGACAUGUGCCUCUACCACACGCCAUCAGGUGUGAUGACCAUGGGUAGGUGCCCUGACCGCUCUGCUUCUCAGUACUUCAUGGAGGCCUACAACACCAUCAGCGAGCAGGCAGUGAAGGCCUCCCGGAGUAACAACGACGUCAAGUGCUCCACCUGUGCUAACCUGCCAGUCACGCUGGAUGCCCCACUUCUGAAGAAGAGUGCCUGGUCCUCCACUCUCACCGUGAGCAGAGCCCGAGAGGUUUAUCAGAAAGCCUCAGUGAACAUGGAUCAGGCCGUGGUGAAGUCGGAGGCUUGUCAACAAGAGCGGUCAUGCCAGUACCUACAGGUUCCCCAGGAUGAAUGGACAGGGUACACGCCUCGCGGGAAAGACGACGAGAUCCCGUGCCGGAGGAUGCGCAGUGGCAGCUACAUCAAAGCCAUGGGGGAUGAGGACAGCGGGGACUCGGACACGAGCCCCAAGCCAUCUCCUAAGGUGGCUGCAAGAAGAGAAAGCUAUCUCAAGGCCACACAGCCAUCCCUUACAGAGCUCACCACCCUCAAGAUCUCCAACGAACACUCCCCCAAACUCCAGAUCCGGAGUCACAGCUACCUGAGGGCAGUAAGUGAAGUCUCCAUUAACAGAAGCCUGGACAGCCUGGAUCCUGCAGGCUUGCUCACGUCACCAAAGUUCCGCUCCAGAAACGAGAGCUACAUGCGAGCUAUGAGCACCAUAAGCCAGGUGAGCGAGAUGGAGGUGAACGGACAGUUCGAAUCCGUAUGCGAGUCUGUGUUCAGCGAACUGGAGUCGCAGGCGGUGGAAGCGCUGGACCUGCCCAUGCCUGGCUGCUUCCGCAUGCGGAGCCAUAGCUACGUGCGGGCUAUCGAGAAGGGCUGCUCCCAGGAUGAUGAGUGCGUGUCGCUGAGGUCGUCCUCCCCUCCACGCACAACCACCACCGUGAGGACCAUCCAGAGUAGCACCGGUGUCAUAAAACUGAGUUCUGCCGUUGAAGUGUCAUCUUGCAUUACAACAUAUAAGAAGACACCACCUCCAGUCCCACCCAGAACUACCACGAAACCUUUCAUUUCUAUCACAGCCCAGAGUAGCACAGAGUCCGCGCAGGAUGCCUACAUGGACGGGCAAGGCCAGCGCGGGGACAUGAUCAGCCAGUCUGGCCUCAGCAACUCCACCGAAAGUCUGGACAGUAUGAAGGCUCUCACGGCUGCCAUCGAGGCUGCAAACGCGCAGAUCCACGGCCCGGCAAGUCAACACAUGGGCAGCAACGCUGCUGCCGUCACCACCACCACCACCAUAGCCACUGUCACCACCGAGGACAGGAAGAAAGACUUUAAGAAAAACAGAUGCCUAUCUAUUGGGAUACAGGUGGACGACGCCGAAGAGUCAGAGAAAAUGGCAGAGAGUAAGACGUCCAGUAAGUUCCAGUCCGUGGGAGUGCAAGUAGAAGAGGAGAAGUGCUUCCGCAGGUUCACUCGGUCCAACAGUGUAACGACUGCAGUACAGGCUGACCUGGACUUCCAUGAUAAUCUGGAAAAUUCUCUGGAGUCUAUAGAGGACAAUUCGUGUCCCGGCCCAAUGGCCAGACAGUUCUCGCGAGAUGCCAGCACCUCUACCGUCAGUAUCCAGGGUUCAGGAAACCACUACCAUGCCUGUGCAGCCGACGAUGACUUUGACACGGAUUUUGACCCCUCUAUCCUGCCUCCUCCGGACCCCUGGAUUGACUCUAUCACAGAAGACCCUCUGGAGGCCGUUCAAAGGUCCGUGUGCCACCGGGACGGCCACUGGUUCCUGAAGCUUCUCCAGGCAGAGCGAGACCGCAUGGAAGGGUGGUGCAAGCAAAUGGAGAGAGAAGAGAGGGAAAACAACCUCCCAGAAGACAUUCUAGGGAAAAUCAGAACCGCGGUGGGCAGUGCCCAGCUUCUCAUGGCGCAGAAAUUCUACCAGUUCAGAGAACUGUGUGAAGAGAACCUGAAUCCCAAUGCUCACCCGAGACCCACUUCCCAGGAUUUGGCGGGGUUUUGGGACAUGCUGCAGUUGUCCAUAGAAAACAUUAGUAUGAAAUUUGAUGAACUUCAUCAGUUAAAGGCCAAUAAUUGGAAACAGAUGGAUCCUCUUGACAAGAAGGAGCGAAGGGCCCCUCCUCCAGUGCCAAAGAAGCCGGCGAAGGGCCCCGCGCCGUUGAUCCGGGAGCGCUCGCUGGAGAGCUCGCAGCGCCAGGAGGCCCGCAAGCGCCUGAUGGCCGCCAAGCGCGCAGCAUCAGUCCGCCAGAACUCGGCCACCGAGAGCGCCGAGAGCAUCGAGAUCUACAUCCCCGAGGCGCAGACCCGGCUCUGAGCGCGGCCGACGAGGACCGUCCCGCAUCCCUGCCCUCGGCCGUCUCCCCGCCCCCUCCGUCUCUGAGCUCAGUGACCGCCACCGUCGUGGCGUAGUUGUCCACCUCGCAGGAGCCGUCCCCAGGCCGCCCCGCUUCCUGGACCACUUUGCCCAUCUUCUCCACCGAGCUUCGCUCCCCAGUCCUGAAGCCUCAUGCAGACAUCCAAACCCUUUAUUUUCUGGGCCAAGCAAACUUGUGUAGAAACGACACCUGUAGGUCACUCACCCUCCUCAGUUCUCUCAAGCUAGUGUGCCCCUAGAACUCAGCAAUAUAAAACCAUAGGGUAUUUCAGAAACCCAGUAUUACAUAGGGUGAUCCUUUGGGACUUACCGUCUUCCACGCGAAAGAAACGAGGGCUCCGACUCCCUUUAUUUGCCCCCAAACGGUUAUUUUUACAAGCAAAGAGCGCUUUAUUUCUAAUCUCAGAAAUCCUACCAUCUCAUUGGAAUCAAAGUGACAGAGGGGACCAAGCUGGCCUAGGGUUGGGGGCCUGGGUAUGUAGGAGAGAAGGGCGGAGCGCGCAGGUGCCCUGCAUCUGUGCCCUCGCAGCUGUACAAACUGCCUCACUGGUACUUCAUCAACCGCAGCUUCAAAUGUUUCAAUCAGCAGAAGAUUGUAAAUUCGAUCUUUCAGGGAAAUUAAUCUAUUCUGAAAGGCAAUAAAACGAAGAAAGUUAAGGCAAAAGGAAACACCGGUGGUUUAAGAUCCUCUAUAAGGAAUCCAUUUAUUUAUCUUAAGAAAAUUUAGACCUGAAUUUUUUUUUUAAUCAACUCUUCUUGUACUCUGUGUAUUAUAAUGGCAUGGCAAUGAUUUUCAAAUGGGAGGGUGGGAAGGAAUUGGUUCUGUUAGUUUCGUGUUCAUCCUGGUGGGGCCACUUAAGAUUUCACACACGGAAGAAAGCUUCUGCUUCCGAGGGGCGGCAAGGCCAUUUCCAGAGGAGAGUUCCCGUACUCCCGCCACACUUUGAAUGCUACACAUCCGUCUAGUUCAACCCAGCCCUUCACAUUUCGGGGGCAUUUUCUCCUUCGGUCUCCUCUCACUCCAGUACGGAGUUCACCUGUUCCCCAGCACAGGAUUUUUGUUCUAUGUCAAAUGAAUAAAAUAAAAGGUUUUCUACCCCAAUUGACAUGCUGCCUCAUUCCAAAGAACUGUCGUUAUGAUUCUGAAGUUCCAGUUAAUGAGAGAAGUCAUUUGAUAUGCAAGGGGUCAAGAACUAGGAGUCAGGGCAGUAGGGCAUUCAUAAACGCUGAUAGAAAUCCAAACGUCUGGGUGGGUUCCAGGCUCGCUGUUGGCUUGCAGUUUUGUCAUGGCCAUGUGCACUAGCUUCCAGACGAAGUCUUCAAAUGCCCUUUCCUUGUAGCAGUUUAAGCAUUCAGAAUGUGGCAUUCUGAAAGGAUCAGCUGUAUAAUUUCAAGCUGGCAACCUAAAGAACUAGAAACUUGCCAUAGAAAAACAAAAGACUUAAAAGAAAAAAAAAAUGCUUGCAUCAGAGAUGCUUAAAAAAAAAAAAAGAAAGAAAGAAAGAAAAGAAACAAACAAAAAACCACUGUCAUAGCCAGGUGCUAAUUUAAUUUUCUUUACAAAAUUAAGAGAAGCGAUGGGUUCUGGCGACCAGUAUUUUCAGACAUAUUCUAAAACCACUAGAGAAUUCGCUACCUCUCAGAGCCAUCGAAGCUUUGAGGUACCUUUAUCAACAGGGCACAAAUGUUUACUGCUGCGGUUUACAAGAAAAGGGCUAUAACUUAUUAAAAAAAAAACAAAACAAAACACCAACAACUUUUAACUAGGGCAGACAAAGUCAGCGCUGUGUCCAACUGGAGCAGAGAUUUUUGAGCUUCAAGUAUUUGCUAGUUUCAAAAAAAUAAAAAUAAAAAAGACUCUUGACAGUGGAGCAGCAAUGUAAGAUCAGAAGCAUUCAGGAGUAAGGCCAACUUCCACCUUGGGUAGCCCAUGGUCACACUUAUCCAGGAAAGACAUGGAAUUCACAGGAAGCAGUGUUCAUUCUGGUCCAUCCUAGUCCUACUUAGACCCCCUCGCUUACUACUGCAGCCCCUUGCCCUGAGGUAAUGCUGAGAUCAGUUUCUGAUGGGAUUCCAGAUCCUUCGACAAUGUUAUCCUUGGGGACCGAUUUAGCCAAGGCUAUUUUAAGGAGAGACCAGAGAAGGCCUAUUGAUCUUGUCUAAGCGAAUGGCAUUUGUAUAUUCAUAAGCUAUUUUUGGUAAGAAUUUUAAAUCUCUUCACUGAACGCCUGCAGGGCAUCAGAACCUUUGCCUUCCUGAGAAACACAGUUUAAACUGUACAAAACACUUUAUAAGAAAAAAAAAAGCUAAUUAUUGUUGUUAGUACAUGACCCCCCACACACACGAUACAGCCUGUUACCCACUGGAACCUGGAAACUGACAGCGGGAACCUUUAUUGCGUUCUUCUUUUUGAUGUAAUUUGUAGAGAUGUUUUUUAGUUCAUAAUGAACAAUGUAUGUACCCUGGAAAAUUACUUAUUUUGUUUAACUUUGGUAUAAAGGUGUUGGGCAUUUUCUUGGGGCGGGGGGAAUUACAAAAGAAGUUUGUCUCCCUCAUCAAAAACAACAACAACAAAAAUACAUUCAAAGAAAUUAAGUAUUUAUUAUAUUUUUUGCAGAUGUUUCCAUACAAUUCACAUAACCUUUUUGUAAAGAGAGAUGAAGAAAUGGAUUAAAGAUUUUUAAUAUUUGAAAUGGUAAAUAGAACUAAUUUAUUUGUAAUAUAUUUCUGUUAUUUAUAGAUGUUCCCUUAAUGUUUUGCUGUGAAGUACUGCUUUAAUUUAAGCCCUUGUGAUUUACCAUUUCUUUUUUAAGAACAUGUCUAGAUGCAUAUUUUAAAUAACUGGAAUGUAAAUCAUUAGCAUAUCUGAAUUCCCUAAUGUAAUUUUUAAAAAUUAAUUUGGUUUGGGGAGAAAAGGUUUAUUUGAAAGCCUUCAGAUGGAGGGCUGGGGAAGAUUUUUAUGGCUUUCUGAAUUGGAAUUUCAUAGGCUUAUUUACCUAGACUGUGUGUGGACAAAAAAAUAAAUAAAUAAAAAUAACAACCUGUAAAUAGAUGAACGUUUCCCAUCAUGUAAAAAGAAGAAAUUAAUAAAAUAAUCAAUGCACUGCUUUCA